UUAAGUCAGACCGAGUAAAUUAGAUAGUAUUUUUCGUGUUUAAUUGUUCAACUUUUUGGAUUACAUCAGGUCACAGGACUUCUAUUCCAUGUUUUGUGAUAUAAAUUUUUUCUGCAAAAUUUUAUGUUCAUACAUUCUUCAUUCAUAAUAUAAUAUUGGGUGCUUAUUAAGUGCACCCACAAAAAAAAAAGAAAAUUAAAAAAACGAACUGAAAAAACACCAAGAUAUUUAGAUGGGUAAAAUAUACAGAUACGGUAGAUGGGUAGAGGUCGAUGAUGAAGAUCUAUUCAGUGGACCUUAUGAUCAUCCUGAAUAUUUCGAUCGCCAGCAAUGGGUGGAUUUGGCUGGUGGUGGUGCAUCUGAUGCAACCGCCCAGGGGGAUGUCUGCCCUAUGUCAACAUCACGGGCACAUAAACCUUCAUUGGCUGAGGAGCGGACCGAACCUGAGAGAGCUGCACUUAUGGGCAUGAUAGUAUCGGCUCUUAGUCGUCCUGCGCACGGAGAACAAGUGGGGGAUAUAGGGGCUGGCCAGCUGUCAGAGUCUUUACGACGGGCGAGAGCAGAAGCCAGUUUGCCCCCGUCAGAAGCCGGACCAAGUUACCCCCGAAGGCCACCUAUGCAGAGCCGGAUUCCCCGUCCACCUGCGAUUCCUAGACCGCAAUCUGGCAGUAAACUCGCUUUACCACCUGAUUACUGUAUAAGACUUGAUAGACCACCAUCUGCGAGUAAGAUUCCUUUGCCACCUGGUCUAUCGAGAGCGGCUGUGCCCAGCAGAAUUCCACAACCCCCUGCCGACGCUAUUGAGCAUCGAAGGACACCUCAAAUUGCAAGACCACGCUCAAUAAGUAAGGUCCCUCUUGCAUCUGGGUUAUCCCGGCAAGGUACAGUCGCUAGACCUCCCGCAGGGGUUCGUCCACCUCCUGCUUGUCCAGUGCCUAGCGUUCGUCGCCCACCCCCAGUGGCCAGACCCAGUGUUGUUCAAAGACCAGCGCCUGUGAGGAGAGUUUCCCGUGGACGGUUGAUGCCACCACCGCAACUUAAGGUUUCCGCAUCUCGACAAGCUAAACCGAAAGGACCUCAAAGGCCUGGAUUGGCAAGGCAAAAGAAAGCAAUCCUUGAAAAGCAAUUACAACGAGAAGUACCCGCAAUAAAACCACAAACCCAAGCUCAGAAAGCUGAAGCGACUGUUUGCAAACUUAAAACGGAUUAUUCAAGAGCUGCCCAAGUCGCUAGAAAGGGUGCAGAAAACCCAGAUGACCUUCACAACAGAUUGACUGCCCUAAAAUCACAAAUAUUAGCAAAUCGACAAGCAGAAGGUCCUAUUGGAAGCGGAGAAGAAGUCGCAUUGAACCUUAUUUUAGAUUGGCAAAUAGCGACGGAAGUAGGCAAGGCGAGAAGAAUAGCCGAACUAGCGGAAUUAAGAAAACAGAGAAAACAAGAGAAAGCAGAGGAGUUGGGCCUAGAAAGAGGAGUAGAAGCUAUACAAGCUCCAAUUGAACCUCCCGUUAUCGUUUGCCAACCGCCUACUGAACCAGAAGCUGAACCACCUAGAAGGGUACCUACACAUGGGUCUAGUCGUAUCGCUCCAAGACCGACAUCACAAAAAUCUGCGGUACGUACUGCUUCUCAAAAAUAUAUUGGAGCAACGGAUGUUGUGGGACGGAAAGCAAAAGCCAGGCAGCAAUAUUUAAGAGAUGUAGCUGAAGCUAAACAGACCAUAUCAAAUCGACAAGCAUUGGCUGAGAGGCUUUCAUCCUUAGAGAGUGAGUAUCAAGCUAAAGUGGAGAUGAUCGAAAGAAAAGAUGCCAAUGUUCUCAAACUGAAAGUGAAUUAUCUGAAAGCUGCCAGACAAGCUCAAUCGAGUGAAGUGAAUCCCGAUCAACUUGAACAACGAUUAGCUGAUCUUAAAGCCCAACUAGUGGCCAAUCUUCGAAGACUUGAUAUAGAGACAGGAGGAGAUGGUAAUGAUUUAGGUCUUCUUGAAGAUUGGCAAAUAGCUGCAGAUGUAGAAAGAGCAAAGGUAGUGGCUGAAAUGGUGGAAUGGAAUAAGGAAAAGAAACAGCAAGAAGCGGAUUAUGCACUAGCAAUGGAGCGCCAGAAAUGGGAGAGAGCAGACAGAAUGGCCCAAGUUGCAAAGGCAGCAAAAGCUUCAAGAGAAGCUGCUGCAGCGAAGGCUCAACAGAUGCGAAGGAAGAGCAUGGGAGCUGCUCUAGCACCUCCACCGACGGCAGGUCCUUCAAGGAUGUCACUUCCUGGGCCAGCUGCUGUCUGUCCAGUUCAACCAAGACCAGCACCUAGGAGAGCACUUAGUCGAGCACCUAGUGAAGCAUCUCAAAGGAUUCCUGCACCUGCACCUAGACGAGUACCUAGUCGAGCUCCUAGCGAAGCAUCUCGGAAAAUACCAACUCCUGCACCUAGGCGAGUACCUAGUCGAGCUCCUAGCGAAGCAUCACGAGGAGUGCCUGCGGCAAGGUCUAUGAGGACACCCAGAGCCACUGCCAGAGUAGCACCACGUGUAUCUGCGCAAUCUGUUGCACGUACCGCUUCUCAGAAAUAUAUAGGAGCAACAGAUGUUGUGGGACGAAAAGCAAAAGCAAGACAACAGUAUAUGAGAGAUGUAGCUGAAGCAAAAGAGACUAUAUCAAAUCAACAAGCACUUGCUGAAAGGCUUGCGAUGUUGAAAGACCAAUACCAGGCUAAACUGCUCCUGAUUGAAAGAAACGAUGCAAAUAUUCUGAAGCUUAAAAUGGAUUAUCUGAAAGCUGCCAAACAAGUCCAAAGGAGUCAACUGAACCCCGAUCAACUUGAACAACACUUGGCUGAUCUUAAAGCCCAACUAGUGGCUAAUCUUCGGAGACUUGAUAUUGAAGCAGGUGGAGAUGGCAGUACAUUAGGCCUUCUUGAGGAUUGGCAAAUAGCUGCAGAUGUAGAAAGAGCAAAAGUAGUAGCUGAAUUGGUGGAGUGGAAUAAGGAAAAGAAGCAGGACGAAGCCGAUCAGGCACUAGCAAUGGAGCGCCAAAAAUGGGAAAGAGCCGACAGAAUGGCGCAAGUUGCAAGGGCAGCAAAAGCUUCAAGAGAAGCUGCUGCAGCGAGAGCUCAGCAAUUACGAAGGAAAACUAUGGGAGCUUCACUACAAGCUCCACUCGCAGCAGGCCCUUCAAGUAGAUCACUUCCACCUCCACGUGCUGAUAUAGAAGUUGCUCGUCGAAGAUCACAAAUACCCAUUCCAAGAAGACCACCAGGACAACCAUCUAGACUUUCAAUACCAGUUGCUGGUAGUCCUUCAAGUAGGUCACUUCCACGUCCACGUUCUGACGUACAGGUUGCACGUCGAAGGUCACUAAUCCCAAUGCCUAUUUCGAGAAAACCAUCUGGACCAGUUGUUUCACGGCCUUCAAGUAGAUCGCUUCCACAUCCUCGUGCUGACAUGCAAGUAGCUCGUCGAAGAUCAUUGAUCCCGGCGCCUGUGUCAAGGCAACCUUCCGGUGACCCAUCUAGGCGACUAUCAAGACCAUCUGUUGCAUCAGUUAGACAACCUGGUGAAGGAUCUAGACAGCAGAGGUCUAGGCGAAUGCAGAAGUCUAUUGAAGCUCCAAAGCCACCUCCCCCGUCAAAACUUGCACGAACUGCAUCUGAAAAGUACAUGGUUGGAACUGAUUUAGUGAAAUUGAAGGCAAAAGCAAAACAGGAAUAUCUCAAAGCUCUUGAUAAUGCAAAGAAGUCAAUCAAGAACCCAGAAGAACUCGCGAGGCGCCACAGGGGAUUGAAGGAACAUUUCAAAUUACUUCUCGAAAAUAUAGAUCAAUUAGAUGCAGAUAAGCAUAAAGCUAAGGCGAAAUAUCUUGCUGACGUUGAAGCUGCUCGACAGAAUAUUCCCGACCCCGCGGAAUUUCAAGCUGCUUUAAGUGAGCUACAAGAAAAUCUUGCAGCAAAUUUAGUGGAGUUGGAAUUGGCCGCAGGAGCAGAUGUCCGUGAUGCUCCCAAUAUAUCUCACAGGCAAGUUGCAACAGAUGUUGCCAGAAGACAACGAUUGGCGGAGAGAGCGGCGAAACGGAAGAUGGAAAGAAUGCAAGAGGAAGCAGAAGCUCAAGCUUUUGCUGCUCGAGUAAAAAGAUCAAGAGCAAGCCUGGCUGCACCGAAACCUGCUGCACCUGCCCAACCAGCUCAACCCUGGGUAGGAAGAUUAGCUGCUCCUCCAGGAAGGGCCCCUGUAGUAGAUCGAAGUAAAGGGUCAAUUCCUAGAGAUCGAGGUACACCCAAGGCACCAGCGGCACCCAGGCUUGUUCUACGUAAGAAGGAGCUUGAUCCACGGUUGCAACAAUUUUUGAAAGAGAAGAAAAGAGCCGCAAGGCAGCCGAAGGUAAUGAAAAAAGCAUCCGAGAAAUAUGUUGCUGCUGCAUAUGAUAUUAAAGGCCUUCAAGUAGAAGCAAAGAAAAAACUCAUAGAAAAGAUAAAUUACUUGAGGCAAGUGAUUCCUGAUGAUGUGGACUACCAGAACCAGUUAAAAAUCUUAGAGGCUCAGUAUACAAGGAAGUUGCACUUCAUAAAAAAUCUGGAAACAUACAGGGCAUCCCUUCAAAGGAAAUAUUAUCAAGACGUGACUAAAGCUAAAGAAACUCACAAAGAUGAAGACAGGCUGAAUGAGGUCCUAGAUUUCUUGAGACAAGACUUUGCUAACCGACUAGGCUACAUAGAAGAACAAGCCGGCAUAGAACGAAAACCCGGCAUUCAGUCGCCAGACGCAAGAGUCAAAUCUGAAGUUAUGGAAGUCGUCCGAAAAUCUGUUGGCCCAGGAAUGGAUCGUCCAACCUUGGCUGAGAGACAAUCUCUAGCUGGUAGACGUCCGGAGCCGCCACCUCCUCCCAAACCAAAAGUAGUGAAAACUAUAAAAGUGCAUCCUUCAAGAAAAGGCAUACCGCGUCGAGGUGUGAUGCAAUUGGUAGUACCGCAGCAAGUUGCAUCGGAAAUGAAGAAUUUCCGAGAGGUGGCCAAACGCAAAUAUGAAGAAGAUGUAGAAAACGCAAAAAGAACGGUGAGAGGUCAAGAAAUUCUAGAAGCACAUCUGGGCAGGCUCCAAGAGAAAUAUGAGGCACAACUUAAAUUUAUUGAAAGGUUGCCAGAAAAACGGCAGCAGCUUGCAGACAACUACGCUCUGGCUCGGGCCUCAAUUAACUCGGCAUACAAGACUAAUACAAAAUUACGUGACAUAAACUUAAAAGCUGUUACAGAACAAUACAAGGUCUCACUUGCUCAACUAAAUGAUCUAGCUGCAGGCCGUCUUCCUGGCUCCCCUGACGAUCAAUUCGACGAAUUGGCCCAAAAAAUAUUCAUUCCUCCUGGAAUACAAGCAAUUCCUAGAGGAAGAUAGGACACGCCCAAGAAUUCUUUGCAAGAAGUUUCCGUCUUUUACUGGGAAUAAUUUGAAGUACUCAAGGCAGAGAAAGUUCAAGCGAAAAGUAAAAAAGAAGGCGUGAAAAUAGGAACCAUGCGAAACCAUCUUAGAAGUUAUGCACAAUCAAAAGAUGGUGAAGGUGCGACUUUCGGAGAAAGGAUUGAAUCCGCUUGCUAGGCAAUGUCAUUGAAAAAGAGAUCAUAAAUGGGGUAACUAUAUCAGUGGUACAACGUUGCAACAUGCAGCUCCAAGCGGAAGAGUAUGCAAGGCAAACUAACAGGGAUACCCGGUGAAAUCUAUAGAUCACCAAGUUUAGACGCUAUCAAUGAUGAGACUUACAUCUACUUUCGAACCACAGCCAUAUCCAUAGCGUUUUGCCCCAUCACAUCACGAAAAUUACCACUGCAAAGACUGAAAGCAGGAGCGAAGAGUGUGUCAUGAUCCAGGGAUCGCUGCACUAGUAAAGCAUUCCGCCCCAGACACUCCAAGAGUAAAAUGGAACCGGUGAUCCAGGGAAGAGACACAAACUUCUCACAAUGGUCGCUAGAAUACCCCGUGGAAGGCGUAAGACUUCGUGAAAAGCAUCCUGCCAAUUUCUGCAGAAACAUGGUAGAUACCCAGACCAUGCAUGGAAGUCGUACCAGUUUAAAUGUGUAUAGCGUUUAAAAUAUGAAUUUUGAAUGUAUUGUACAAGUGAAGUGCCUUAUUUAUUUGAAUAAUAUGUAUUUUCUCAAUAUUUAUAAGACAUAAACGUAACUUGCAAUGAAAAAUAAACCUAAAAACAGGAAACAAUUAAAUACA
Hermetia illucens (black soldier fly) is the source of this 6193-nucleotide messenger RNA. Its product is annotated as titin-like. The transcript has 19 exons. The record is from RefSeq and is a predicted model, not a curated record. Lineage: Eukaryota; Metazoa; Arthropoda; Insecta; Diptera; Stratiomyidae. Bases 233 to 5368 code for a protein of 1711 amino acids.